Messenger RNA from Biomphalaria glabrata, 1753 nucleotides. RefSeq lists its product as uncharacterized. The record is from RefSeq and is a predicted model, not a curated record. The transcript is spliced from 10 exons. Bases 84 to 560 code for a protein of 158 amino acids. Lineage: Eukaryota; Metazoa; Mollusca; Gastropoda; Planorbidae.
UAAAAGGGUCUGUGCUGCUGCUGUUGCUACGUGUUGACUUUCGCAAUCAAAAUGCUGGUUCAAGAUUGCAUUUCUAUCCAAAGAUGUUUGAAGAGAAACGAACAAGUGACCCUGAUCAGUCAAGUGCUAGGUCACUCAAACAAAAGCGCUCUUCGCUGACUUGCAGUGAACAUACAGCUAAGACGUAUCGGCUGUUCGUAGGUGACGACUAUCACUGCCGACUGCCUUCAUAUGAACAACUGGCAUCAGGACAAUACGCCAGAAUCAACGACCUGUUUGGUAUUCCAUUCUUUGAGCUGCUGAAGGAUUCUGGUAAUUCUACUGAUAGUAAGAGUGACAAGAGAGGCAUACCACUAACACUAGCUAAAGGAGUCUUCUUGAUGUGUCUGGCUGCUCUAGCGUGUAUCCUAGAGUUUUGUGAUCUGAGUAGCAUAUUGGCUAAUCUUUAUUUGUACGGCACGGUGUACCAUAGACCACCAGACAAGGAACCGCAGCAUCAAAUUCCAAUUGGACAAAGAAAAACACGCAAAAAGAGAGGAAGAAAGAAAAUGCAAAAAUAAAUGGACGCGUAACCUACAUCAAAGCAUCAUGCUGAUAUGCCACAAACUUUAGAAAGACGCUAAAUCAGAUUUUUUACAGUAGACAAUCUAAACUUAGUCUUUGUUGUUCUCACACAUAGACAUAAAUAAAUAUAGACUGGCCAAUUAAAGAGUUUUAUGAAACGAAAAUUUGUGACUUGCAAUUUUGUGUACUUUAUUAUAAAGCAUUUAUGAGCAGUAUAAAAGUUAAGUAUUCAUAUCUAUUUCAGCCACACACCUAUAUUUAUAUUGUAAAUAAGGAGGCAGUGUAGCUUUGUUUAAUCUCUAAGAAUGAAGAUCAUGCAAUUUUUCAUAAUUCGGAAAUCCGAAUACAAUAGAUAUACAUGUUUUCAAGUUACAUGAAGUUACUUCCUUUUUCCAGUCUAUAUUUAUUUAUGUCUGUGUUCUCACACAAAAGGGAUAACUCCAUUCAUCCCUUACAAUAAAUAAUGCUAAAGGCCGGAUUUAGGUAUGUGGAGACCCCUACAGUUUUUCGAAAGCUUUAAUCAACAUAAAAAAAAAGACAUGCUAAUUAUCUAAACGCAUAUGCCAUAUUGUAAUAGAAACAUUUUGUUUUGAAUUAAAUUUAAUUUUCCUUCAUUAAAAAAAAAAAGAUUAUUUAAUACACAUAUUUUAUUUACAAAAAAAAUAUAUUUUUUAGGGUUUAUACAACGUAUUAAAUCUAGAGUGGCCUAUACUACGAGCCACUAUGAGCGGACAUUUUUUUUAAACACGACAGUGUCGCCAAUUGUACGAUUUAAAGUAGGCCUAUUGACUCGUCAAAAUAUGAUUUUUUUUUCUUGAUUGGGGAGACCCCUGGGUAGUAGCUCCGCCUGCCCUCCCUUAAAUCCGGCCCUGAUAAUGCUUAACAAUUGAUUGACCUUUUUUUUGGUUGCUUUAUACCCUCUACAAAAGUAUUUUUCUUAAGUAUUCUAAACUAUCUCUUUGACUUACUUAUCUUGCUGCAUACUCUCCCCACCCCACCCCUAGAUAAAAAAAAUCGUAUACAAAAACUAAACCUAUUAUUAGUUCCAGCUUCCAUUUUGUUAGGCAAGACUUGUCCUAUAUAUAUGUGUGUGUGUAUUUAUAAUAAAUGAUUUAUAUUCGUUAAGAUCUAGAUCUAGAAGCUUUAGUAGCGCCGAAAAAAAUAAUAAAAAUCUUUUGUUUUAUUUUAA